Aspergillus piperis CBS 112811 is the source of this 634-nucleotide messenger RNA. RefSeq lists its product as uncharacterized. The transcript has a single exon. The record is from RefSeq and is a predicted model, not a curated record. NCBI's taxonomy places the organism in Eukaryota, Fungi, Ascomycota, Eurotiomycetes, Eurotiales, Aspergillaceae. Bases 97 to 468 code for a protein of 123 amino acids.
CUACCCUCAGCCAUCUCUUCUUCCUGUCCAAUGUUUUCAUUAAUCUCACGCUUUUCGAUCGGUAUUUUAAUUUUCUAUUGUUGUGAUACUUGCUAAAUGACGUCUUUUUCUCUUUUCACCUUGUUCUUGUCCUUUUUCAGCGAGAUGUGCGUCAAACUUCUUUUCCCAUUCAUCUUCCUCUUUCCUAGUAGACACUUCGCGCUGGCGACGGGAUGGAUCGGUUACUUUAACUGCUCAAUUCCAUUUCCCACUCGGAUCUUUAGGACCCCAGGAGUCGUUGGUGCGGAUCCGAAGGCAGAAGCAGAGGCGGAGACAGAGACACAAGCGGAGUUGCAAGCAGAAGCAAGCGGAGGAGGAGAGGUGGGUGUGUAUGUGUGCUAUCGAACUUGGUAUGAUAUUAUGGUCUUUGAUUUUGUUGGGUGGCCGCGGGAAACGGGAAUACAAAAAGCGAAGGGAUAUUUUAUCUGAGGUUACUUUGCGAAAAACGAAAAAAAGAAGAAACAAAACCACAAAACGGCCAACGGCGAGGAUUCUUUUGUAUUCUAUAUUCUCCUGGAACGUACCAAUAUCGAUACCCUUGUAACUUCAUGCGGUUUGUCUACUACAUACUAUGAAGUAGCGUUCUAUCAUCCGG